Messenger RNA from Colletotrichum acutatum, 921 nucleotides. RefSeq lists its product as uncharacterized. The record is from RefSeq and is a predicted model, not a curated record. The transcript is spliced from 4 exons. Bases 1 to 921 code for a protein of 306 amino acids. Lineage: Eukaryota; Fungi; Ascomycota; Sordariomycetes; Glomerellales; Glomerellaceae.
AUGUGUCGGGUCUCCUUCCACGCGAGGCUCUUCGGGCCGUGGCUCGCCGCCGCUGCGGUCCUCGUUCUCGGCCAGGACGCAGCAGAUAAGGCAAAGUUUGGUGACCCUAUCAACGUUCUCGGCAGUAUGGAAAGAACCGACCAGGACUUCCAAGACGGCUUAGCGCUAGACCUCUUCUCACCCAAGAACCGCACACUGGUCGUCCAACAGAACCUCACCCCGCUGCCGGGCAACUUCGUGACAGGUACCACGGGCGGUCCCUUCAUGGCUCUCCAGAACUACUCGUACGUCAUCAGCCUCAACGAGACGGCAAACGACCUCAUCGCCAAGAUCGAGAUCCCCUACGACCCGACGGCUCUCGCCACGAUCGGUAUACAAGAGAGCAACACCUACGAAAACAAUACUCGGAUCAUCAAGAUGGCGUCGCUACAGGGCGAGUAUAUCCUGCUCGGGCGGAAGACUGAGGAUACUGCCAACGAGUUUGUCCAGUACGGCCAAGGGGCUACGAGAACGGUCAACGUUACGGCGGGGAACCGACAGGAAGCUGAGUUUAUCGACGGCUUGAGGCUGAGCGUUAUUCCGAGUACCGACAUGGGCAUCAACAUUGAUAUCGUAAAUGGGAUAUCACCGCAGGCUGUUCCGCCGGGGUUGGUGCCGGUUAACAGCUUUGCUUGGGUCGUCAAUUCGAGUUCCCCUGGCGCGCCUAUGCUCGCGGAUAUGAAGUUUCCGUGUAAGUGCUCUUGCAUAAGAUUUGUCCAGCCAGCCCCAGUCAGAGUUGCGAAGAAAGCACUUGGGACUACCAGCGAAGUACUCUUUCAGCUCAUGGCCGGAGAGAUUAUUGGAAUCUUGCCAGACAACUCGGUUACCAUCCCCAAUGUUACACAAGUAGACGGGCAGUAUGUGUUGCUCAUGGUAUCAUAG